Messenger RNA from Bombus huntii, 3274 nucleotides. RefSeq names its product fatty acyl-CoA reductase wat-like. The record is from RefSeq and is a predicted model, not a curated record. The transcript has 6 exons. Bases 1694 to 3247 code for a protein of 517 amino acids. Lineage: Eukaryota; Metazoa; Arthropoda; Insecta; Hymenoptera; Apidae. Gene Ontology annotation, molecular function: alcohol-forming very long-chain fatty acyl-CoA reductase (NADP+) activity. Gene Ontology annotation, biological process: long-chain fatty-acyl-CoA metabolic process. Gene Ontology annotation, cellular component: peroxisome.
AAUGAAUUUUGAUUGUUUGAAAAUAUUACUAAAUUGAAUUUAAAAUCAUGAUUUCAGAAUAUUUACAAAAUUUCUAUGUAAAACAUUAAAUAAUAUUUUACAUUGUACAUUAUUUACAUUGGAUAUCCUAACGAUAGAAAUGUGAUGUACAAAUUAAGAUAUUGUACAAUUAAGUUAUUUUGUUCAAUAGAUGUUUUCGUGUCAAAAAACAGGUCAUACAAUUUUUGAUACGAGAUAAUUGCCUACUCGUAUCUACUUUCGUGUAAUAACGAAACUGUUUGCAAAUUUUGCAAACAUUUAUGCAAUUAGGUCGAUUUAAGAGGAGAGAAAAAUAACGUGAAGGUAAGAACAAGUUUAAUAUUUUGUAUAAUGUGUAACAGAUCAGAUUUCGUGAAAGAUUGCAGGACAUUCAACAAGAAAUGUAUUUUUUAACAAAUUAUUAGCAUCUAUCGUGUUAUAUGUCUUUUAUAUACGUUUUUAGAGGAAGUACAUCGUUCAUAAAAUUAUCUCGGUAUUCUCGCUUUAAUUAUGAUCGGUCUUUAUUUCUAAACAUUUCAAGUAGUAAUUUAAGCUAUGAAGAAAAAUAAGAAAAAUGUGUGCGAGCCAAUAUUUUUUGCAACUAAAAUAUAUAUUUAAUCGAGUUAUUGUAAGUCAAUGCGAACUUUGGUUUCUGCAAAGUUGAUUAAAAUCAGAUUAAAUCAGUUUGAUGACUAUGUACAGCUAACACUUAUUAUUCAGUUGUUAUAGUUCAAUAGUUCAUGGUUGCAGAAACAUAAUGCCAUCAGAAAAAUUGUGGAAGAGAAGAAAUAACGGAAGAACAACGAGAAAUAAACAGAGCACCAAGCCAGAUAUGAAAAUUAACAUUCAUUUCAUAAAUAUUAAGGACGGGAAACAUGAAUCGACGUUUUUUAUUUUAUAAACAUUAUGUUUGAAAAAACUAAUCGGGAAUUAUGGUGAAAUAUAUUUCACGGCGUACCGUCCGUAAUGUGUUAAUAUAACGAUAAGUAUAAUCAUCUGAAAUAACUUUUAAACAACUUAAAUAUUCUGUAUGAUAUCGUACUAUAUAUUAAUAUAGUAUAAAUUUUAGCUACUACAGUAGGAAUCACAACUACUAUAAAUAGGAAAUGUUUUCAUUCUAAAUAUAAUCACGAGAUAUGUUAACUAUGAUAUUUUAACUUAUAUAUACUAUAUAUAUAUAUAUAUAUGGUUAUAUAUAUAUAUAUAUAUAUAUAUAUGGUUAUAUAUAACAGUAGAUCAGAUCACAUAAUCACGCUACUGCAAGUCUUUUGGAAAUGUUUCUUUCAAAUCCUUCAUUUGAAAUGUCGGUACAAUGUACGCACGUAAUCGAGAUACUUAAUUUAUGAUAUGCACAUCGCAACACUACACAUAGCUGUAAUUGUUCGGUUUCUGGAAAUAUAUGAUUUAUUAUCAUUUUAUGGUAUUAGAAUUGUAAAUCACAGUCUAUAAAAGAUUUGCGAAAUUGCUUUAUCACUGCAUAAUCUUUCCACACGUCGGAUCCUCGUAUAUCGUGACCGAACGUAGCUCAAUUAUUACAUCUAUUUAUUAGUAAUUGCUGUUAUACAAUUCAACUGUAUUAGAAGCUGAAUAAGUAAAUUUAGCAUCAUUCAGUCAGUGUGACUAUAUCGUCUUUAAAGAAGCCGAAGUGAUAAAAUUGGUAAGAAAAGGGGAAAAAAUGAUUAAACGAGAAGGAAAUCGACAACUAAGCGAAGAAAAGAAAAAUUGCGGAAGUCAGAUACGGAGAUUUUAUGCUGGCAAACAGAUACUGCUUACCGGAUGCACUGGUUACCUUGGCACCAUCAUUUUGGAAAAAAUCCUGCGCACAUGUACUGAAAUCAGUAAGAUUUACGUUAUGAUUCGAGAGAAAAAGAACAUGGAAGUUAAAGAGCGAUUGGAAAAAUGCUUUGCAAAUAAUAUAUUUGAUACAUUACGUGAAUCAAAUCCGAAUUUUAUGGAAAAGGUCGAGCUGAUCUACGGUGAUCUACAGGAAAGCGACUUAGGUUUAUCGCCAGAAGAUCGUCGGCGUUUGCUGGAGAACGUGAAUAUAAUAAUUCACAACGCAUCGAACGUGCGUUUUGACGCAAAACCGUCCUAUAUUUUCCGAACAAACGUAAUUGGCACGCAAAAGCUAUUGGAACUAGCGACGGAGUGCUCUCGCUUGGAGGUAUUCGCUUACGUUUCGACCGCAUAUUCUAAUCCUUAUAAUAUAACAAUGGAAGAAAAAUUUUACCCUCCUCCGGCUGAUAUGAAGCUGAUCAAAGACGUGAUAAAAGUCGACGAAGAAACCAAGACUGGACUUUCAGAGGCAUCAAUACGCGAUAUCGCAGGAAGCUGGAUAAAUUUAUAUCCCUUUAGCAAAGCCACCGCCGAAGAUCUGGUCAGGACUUUUGGCAUAAGAAAGUCGCUUCCUUGUAUAGUGUACAGACCUAGCAUCAUCAUAGGUGCGCACAAUGAACCAAUAGUAGGGUGGAUCGGAAAUAGGAAUGGUCCAAUACUUGCGGCAAGGGCAGUACGAGCGGGUUUCAUUAAUGUGCUUGAGGUUGAUGUGAAUGGUUCUAGUCUGGAUCUAAUUCCGGUUGAUAUGACGGCUAAUGGCCUUUUAGCAGCGAUAUGGGACUACGUCUUAAAUAGGGAAUCGUCCGAACCACGAGUGUAUAAUUUUGCAAGUAGCGAUUGGAAUCCUGUUAAGAACAGUCUGCUGACAAAAACUAUAGUGGCAGAUGCACGCAAAUAUCCAUCGUCCGAAAUGAUCCGCUAUCCGUUCCUGAUAUUUGUUAAAAAUGUCUAUAUUUUCGCUUUUCUCCUUACAUUAUUUAAUGUUAUUCCUGGUUUACUUGCUGACGCGUACUACGUAUUUCGAUGGAGGAAACCAGUGUUUAUAAGGCUGAUGAAAAAGGUACUUUUAAAUUACAUAGACGGGAAAAAAUUUCUAAUACCUGAUCGACAUAUAAAAACAGAUAAUACGAAGAAGAUUUUAGCACGUAUGGAUGAGACCGAUUUAAAAGAAUUUCGUUUUGAUUUAUCAACGAUAAACUGGUAUAGUUAUAUAAAUAAGAAUUACAUCAUGUUACGAAAACUACUGAACGAACCACCACAGCCGACACCGGCGACAAUGAAGAAAUAUCGAUAUUUGAUGACAUUACAUUACGUCGUUGUUAGUUUAGCUGUACUUGUUUUCUUCUACUUUCUCUACUCGAUAACAUGUAACAUCUUCUCAUUCAUAGGAUAAUAAACACAACACGAGACUUUUGUUAAA